Messenger RNA from Lactuca saligna, 3020 nucleotides. NCBI's taxonomy places the organism in Eukaryota, Viridiplantae, Streptophyta, Magnoliopsida, Asterales, Asteraceae. The record is from the annotation of a GenBank genome assembly.
AUGAAUUCUCGUAUUGCUUUCCUUGUUUCUUCUACUCUUGUUAUUUGUCUGAUAACCACCACCAUUUCUGCUUUUGUUGGCGGUAAUGAGACCGAUUAUCAGGCGUUGUUGCAGUUGAAGUCGAUGAUCACCCAUGAUCCAUAUGAUGCUCUAAGCUCAUGGAACACUUCCUUUCAUUUCUGCGAUUGGAGUGGUGUUUCAUGUGGGAAGCAGAAUAAAAGAGUCACUGCUCUAGUACUGGUAUCACAAGGCCUAGAAGGCUCAUUGUCUCCUCAUGUAGGGAACCUCAGCUUCCUUGGUCACUUUUCUCUCUCAAACAACAGCUUUCAAGGAAGGAUCCCCCAUGAACUGGGUCGUCUUUCCAGGCUACGUUUCCUCUAUCUUGGAUCUAACAAAUUCAGCGGGGCCAUUCCAACCAACUUGUCUCGUUGUUCUAACAUUGAAAGGCUUGGCCUUUAUCAAAACAAGCUAGUUGGAAGCAUACCCAAAGAGAUGAGUUUCCUGACAAAACUUGCUCAUAUUCAAAUCGAUGCUAAUAAUUUAACAGGUGGAAUCCCGCCUGACUUGGGGAAUAUAACAUCAAUGGAAGAGUUCACUGCUUCUGGCAAUCCGUUGGGUGGUAGCAUUCCAGACACCUUAGGCCGUUGGAGAAGCUUAACAAGUUUUUACCUUGGUGGCUGUAACUUAUCUGGAACCAUCCCUCAUUCCAUUUUUAACCUCUCACUCCUCACUAAUUUUACCUUGGCUGAGAAUCAGCUUACCGGUAGUCUUCCUCCAGCCGUAGGUGAAAUGCUUCCGAAUCUUGAGCGCCUUCAAUUACGGCAAAACCAACUGACCGGACCUCUUCCACCCUCGCUAUCUAACUGUUCCAAAUUUCGAAUUCUUGAAGUGAACUUCAACAGUUUUAGUGGGAAGUUGACAAUCGAUUUUGCAAAACUAAAAUAUAUCAAUUAUUUACUCUUAGGUAAAAACACCUUUGGAUUCGGAGAAGCUGAUGAUAUGAAGUUUUUUGAUUCUUUGAAAAACUGCAGCAGAUUAACGUUGUUGUAUCUUAAUGAUUGCCAGUUUCAAGGAGUGUUGCCCACAUCAAUUGGUAAUCUUUCCGAUCAACUCUCUCUCCUACUUUUAGGAGAAAAUCAUUUCUAUGGAAACCUUCCUUCCGCUAUAGGUAAUCUAGUUGGCUUGACCCUUUUAUCUUUACGAGAUAACCGAUUCACAGGAAAAAUCCCCUCCACCAUUGGUAAGCUUCAAAACCUGCAAGUUGCUUAUCUAUCUAACAACCAAUUUUCAGGGCCAAUUCCAGAUGACAUCGGGAACUUAUCAUUGUUAACUAAACUUUGGUUACAAUCCAACAGAUUGGAAUAUAUUCCAUCAAGUAUGGGAAAUUGCCAUAAUCUAUUGGAGUUGCGCCUUGCUGACAAUCAACUCAGCGGGAGAAUACCUAAACAACUUGUUCAACUUUCAUCUCUGACCAUUAUGUUAAAUCUUUCUCAAAACAACUUGUUUGGGUCACUUCCCGCGGAGGUUGGCGAACUCAAGAUGUUGACUUCUUUGGAUUUAUCACAGAAUAACUUAUCAGGUAACAUUCCUAGUAGCCUUGCUGGUUGCACUAGCCUUUCAUUUCUAUCCCUCAGAGCCAACUUAUUUCAAGGAAUGGUUCCACAGUCAUUAAGUUUCAUGAGAGGAGUUAUAACAUUGGAUCUCUCUCAGAAUAAUUUAUCAGGCCAAAUUCCUGGAUUCUUGGAACGGCUGGUCUUACUAGAAUAUGUAAACCUAUCCUUUAAUGAUUUGGAGGGUGAAGUACCGGUGCUAGGAGUGUUUGCCAAUGCAAGUGCAUUCUCUGUUUUGGGGAAUACCAGGCUUUGUGGUGGCUUGCCUGAACUUGGGCUGCCCAAAUGCAAUGAGACUCGUGAUAAACAUAAAAAAAGGAAGAGUCAACCAUCUCAAUUGUCAAGGAACGAACAGUUCAUGAAAGUAUCAUAUGCUCAACUUCUAAAGGCUACCAACGGCUUCUCCCAAGCCAAUUUGAUUGGCGAAGGUGGGUUCAGCUCUGUUUACAAAGGAAUCCUUGAUGAUCAUGAUGAUAGAUGUGUUGUUGUCAAAGUUAUACAUCUUCAAAACCGAGGUGCUCACAGAAGCUUUACAGCGGAGUGUGAAGUGUGGCGGAGUAUUCGACACCGGAAUCUGUUGAAGAUAAUAACUUCAUGUUCAAGUCUUGACUUUCAAGGCAAUGAUUUCAAAGCUUUGGUAUAUGAGUUCAUGCCCAAUGGGAGUUUACAUGACUGGUUGCAUUCAAAUGUAACUAAAACUAAACUGAACCUUCUUCAAAGAAUAAAUAUUCUCAUCGAUGUUGCAUCUGCCCUUGAUUAUCUUCACAAUCACUGUCUACCAGCCAUCAUUCACUGUGACCUGAAGCCUAGCAACAUUCUGUUGGAUGAUGAUAUGGUGGCCCAUGUUGGAGACUUUGGCUUAGCUCGAUUUCUUGGAGCAAAUUCAAACAAAAACAGUACAAGUAGCAUUAGAGGAACAAUUGGAUAUGCACCUCCAGAGUAUGGUGUUGGGAGCAAGAUGACAAGUAGUGGAGAUGUCUACAGUUUCGGAAUAUUAUUGUUGGAGGUGAUGACAGGGAAGAGGCCAACAGACAACAUCUUUAUUGAAGGCCUUACCCUUCAUAGAUUUGCAUACAUGGCCUUGCCAGAUCAUGUAACUGAUGUUCUUGAUGAUGAUCUUCUGAAUUUUCUUCAAGAGGAUGCAAUUCCUACAAUAGCAGCAGAUGUAAAGAAAAUAGAGGAAUGCAUGGCUUCAACUGUCAAACUUGGAGUAUCAUGCUCUGUGGAUUCCCCAGCGCAACGGAUGAAUAUCGUAAAUGUUGUCCAUGAGUUGCAGCAUAUUCUGGAUACACUUCAAAAUAGUUGAGGUGUCUUGUUGGUCGAUAUUUUGGGUGUUAAUUGUUAAAUAUGGAUGUAUUUGAGUAUCUGAUGAAUCUUGUAUUUUGUUGAAAUAAGUUGUGAAAUAAAUGG